Paramecium octaurelia is the source of this 432-nucleotide messenger RNA. The record is from the annotation of a GenBank genome assembly. Lineage: Eukaryota; Ciliophora; Oligohymenophorea; Peniculida; Parameciidae.
AUGCAGUUGCAGUAAAUGUUCCUUCAUAUACUGACCCAGUUAUUAUCAAUGUUGGAGCUAGUAAUACAAUUUCAUCCCCUACAUCAUAAGCAGAUUGUAAUUUAGGAACUGGAAGUUGUAAAUAUUAUUCAGGAGCAUAUUAUGCUAGAGUUAUAUGUGAAAGUGAUACCAUUUCUUCUUUAUUAUUUGGAGAUGAUAAGUAAUACUUUUUUUAGAAUAUGUUUGUUAUUCAGAAUAUACUUAAGCUUUUAAAAUUUAGCAAGUUCUGGAGCAUGUGCUGCUGGUAAAAUUGCUUGCACUGAAUAUACUGGUUUCAGGUAAAGCAAUGAUGUUGCUAACUAACAAUUCUCACACACAAUUUUCAUUAAUAUUAAUAUUAUAAAUUUUAGAUCAUUUAGAAUGAAAAUGCAGAUAACUUACAAGAGUGUUUGA